Heterobilharzia americana is the source of this 1101-nucleotide messenger RNA. The record is from the annotation of a GenBank genome assembly. NCBI's taxonomy places the organism in Eukaryota, Metazoa, Platyhelminthes, Trematoda, Strigeidida, Schistosomatidae.
AUGCCACUAUUUAAGCUUAUUCUGGAAAAAUCUUAUGGUAAUCAAAGAUGUGAGGAUAUUUAUCGUUGGCCAGUAAAAGAAAGCCUUGAAAGCAUAACAUAUGAGGAUCUUUGUAACAAGAUUCAACAAAUUCUGUCAUCAAAGAAUAACUUUAAUGAUGCGAUAAAUACAUGUGACUACCUGGUAACCUGGUAUGAUGGAGAAGACAUGUGCCGAAUCAGCUGUACUGAGGAACUCCAUGAUGCAGCUAUGACUAUUGCAGGACCUGAUGGUAACAACAAAAGUAUUCGAUUUUAUGUUGCAAUGGGAAUGACAGAAGUAAAAACACCAGGAAAAAGUCGAAAGAAAGAUGGAGCCAGUGAAGACUUCCAGCUUCCUGAUUUACCUGAAGGCCUGGAGCAUCUCGAUUUUAGUGAAAGCCCCACAGUGAACCAAUCAAAUCAAGAGAAUGAUAAUGAAAAACAGAGUGAUAAGGAGACAAAUUCAGAGCCAGUAGACGGAGCUCCUACAUCUGAACCCAGGCCGGAAACUAGUGUUGACAGUUAUAAAUUUAAACAUAAUUGUGCUACUCCCACUGCACCACAGCUAAUAGCAUCACCAGUUGAUCCAAGUUUUCUACCGCCUAGACCUGAUCCACCCACACUACCUACUCCGAUACACGGUGUAAAGCUACCACAAGCGUUUAGUGCUUACUCACCAUACACACUAAGUUACUAUCAAAAUUUUCAGUCUAGAAUGGUUACACCUGUAUUAACAAUUCCACCACAAAUACCAUCACCUCCAUCAACUCAAAACAGCAUUAUACCGCGGGAAGUGGAUCCUUCAAUGCGGAAUGUCCUCACAAAUGUGUAUUACAGCACACAUGCUGCCAAACAGAUUCAACCUAAAAACACCCGACUAACAUCUUCAAUGACUAGCUUACCUAGACAGCCAAAUACAGCAGGAAAGCCACACGUUGAUACUGCUGGAAUAAUCACUAGGUUACGCCAAAUGGGUUUUCAGCAGAGCGAUAUGUAUUUGAACAGUUUAAUUCUCCAUUAUAAUGGCAACCUAAAUCCUAUAUUGGAUAAACUUUACACAGAAGAAUGUAGAAAGUUAUAG